Cokeromyces recurvatus is the source of this 606-nucleotide messenger RNA. RefSeq lists its product as uncharacterized. The transcript is spliced from 2 exons. Lineage: Eukaryota; Fungi; Mucoromycota; Mucoromycetes; Mucorales; Mucoraceae. The coding region runs from base 1 to 606 and encodes 201 amino acids. Gene Ontology annotation, cellular component: mitochondrial membrane. The record is from RefSeq and is a predicted model, not a curated record. Gene Ontology annotation, biological process: mitochondrial proton-transporting ATP synthase complex assembly.
AUGCUAAGAAUCUCGAAUCAAGUUGCAAUAAAAAGAACGUUAACUAAAACAAACUUUUUAUACUUUAAAAGAUACUCUUCAACACAACCAGUAACAAUCUAUACCGGUCCCCUGGCUAAUGUUGCAAAAAAACUUAAAUUGUUCUCUAUUACUUCACUUGGCUUAGGUGCUGGCAUUUCUCCAUUUGUGUUUGCAAUUGAUGUGCCUGUACCUUUUAUAGCCAAAGCUAUGUUAGUUGGAGCAGCUGUUGUAACAAGUGCUGCUUCUACAGGCCUCAUUCAAUGGGUCAUGUCACCCUAUGUCACUAAAAUCACAAUACCAAAACAAGUCAACGAUAAUGACGAAUUACCUAAAGAGCUAAAUAUUCAUACACUUUCUUUUACAGCCAAAGAUUAUGUUACUACAGUUCCUUUAGAUGCUAUUGGACCCGCAAGUCGUAUUUUUACCAGCUGGAUGAUUACGGAUCCUCAGACUGCAACAGGACAAAUUGGAAAAAAGGUAAUAAAGCCCAAAACAUUAUUGUAUAUACAUCCUGAAUUAUGUCAAGAUGAGACAAACAUAAUGAAGAAAAUUGUUGAUAAAACUGGCAUCGGAAAAGGAUUUUAA